GGUUGUUGUUGUUUUAUUUUUUGAAAUAAAUCUUCGGAAAUAGCUUAUCAUGGCAAGAUAGUUGCACUAGUAAAGGAUCUUCUAGAGAUCUUCUCGGGUCUCUCUUUUGAGGUAUCUACUAACGUCAUUCGCGAGGACGUCCAGCCUGUUCCUCCACAUCCUACGUUGACAUCACAUGCUGGAUGCAAUAGCCCUCUUAAUCUAUCUUCUUAUGGGCCUCUUUUUACGGGUUAUUUGGAUUUCAAGUCAGCAAAUGCUCAAAGGACGGAGGAUAUUGUCGUACAAGGAUAAGAUACUAGUGAUAAUUGUAUUAGUAAUAAUAUUUGCCUUUUCCUCCUACGUUAUCCCUUCUUUUAGCAUAUUUUCAUGAAUUUCUGCUAUCUGUUUCAUUGUAAGGUAUUAAAAAUAAAAAAGACUCUUGAGGCUUCCCUGUAGAAGUCUACAGUCCAUUUACU
Phytomonas sp. Hart1 is the source of this 455-nucleotide messenger RNA. Lineage: Eukaryota; Euglenozoa; Kinetoplastea; Trypanosomatida; Trypanosomatidae. The record is from the annotation of a GenBank genome assembly.